AUGGUUGAGGUUCUGGGUCAGCCAGAGGACCACCUGCUCCGUGCUGGGAAAUAUACCCGGUACUUUUUCAGUGAGGAGGAGACUGCUGACGGUCCAGUAUGGAGGCUGAUGACACCAGAAGAAUUUACAGCUGUCAGCAAUGUGAAACCAGGGGAGCGGAAGAGCUUCAUUGAGCUGCCCAGUUCUCUGGAUGACUUGGUUAAUAUCUAUCCAAAAGGGGAGGCUGCUGAAUUUGAGGACCGAAGGGCUUUUGUGGACAUCAUGAAACAGCUCCUGCAUCUUGACGGGGAUCACAGAAUCUCUCCCUGUCAAGCUCUACAGCACUACUUCAUCACAAUGUCCCACCUUACGGGGCACCUUGACAGCAGAGCCUAUCUGACUACCUCCCAAACUAUGAUGAGCAUCUGCCCAACGGAGUACUCUAUAGACAGGGACAACUCUGCAGCCUUAGCUGCUGGGUUCUGUGUCAAAGGGCUAACCUCUUGCUCCAUAGUUGAUGAUACAGCCACAGGGUCAUUUAAUGGAACCAAAGCCACUGUUUCCUGUGAUGAUGGCUCCCUCACUGGGUCAUCUGAUGGAGCUCCAGUCACUUCCUCCUGUGAUGAUGAUGAAGUUGCCUGGUCUUCUGAUGGAGCACCACUGUCUUGGUCUUAUGAAGAAGAUCCACUUGCCUGGUCUUCUGAUGGAGCUAAACCAACAGACUCCACUGCUGCAGCCUCAGCAUCGUCUUGUCAAACAAAAAAUUUGCUGAAGAGGACUCGCAGAUUCUUCAGUCGAAUCACAGCUUCCUUUUUGUGCUGCUGGCAUUCACCUGUGGAGGACUGA
Molecule: messenger RNA, 825 nt
Organism: Lates calcarifer (barramundi perch)
Lineage: Eukaryota; Metazoa; Chordata; Actinopteri; Centropomidae
Product: homeodomain-interacting protein kinase 1-like
Exons: 4
Coding region: 1-825 (274 amino acids)
Biological process (GO): peptidyl-serine phosphorylation; peptidyl-threonine phosphorylation; positive regulation of transcription by RNA polymerase II
Cellular component (GO): PML body; cytoplasm; nucleus
Molecular function (GO): transcription coactivator activity; protein tyrosine kinase activity; SMAD binding
Source: RefSeq, a predicted model, not a curated record